Molecule: messenger RNA, 1439 nt
Organism: Cyanistes caeruleus (blue tit)
Lineage: Eukaryota; Metazoa; Chordata; Aves; Passeriformes; Paridae
Source: RefSeq, a predicted model, not a curated record
UGGAACAUUCUUUCCCCUCAGGUGAACAAUCAGAAUAAUGUUCUACAUAAACCUGUUGGAGAACCUGAAGGUUUAUAUCAGCAGCCGCCCGCCGCUCGUGGUCUUUAUGAUCAGCGUGAGCGCCAUGGCCAUCGCCUUCCUGACACUGGGCUACUUCUUCAAAAUCAAGGAGAUCAAAUCACCAGAAAUGACAGAGGACUGGAAUACUUUCCUCCUGAGGUUUAAUGAUUUGGACUUCUGUAUAUCUGAGAAUGAAACCUUAAAGCACCUCCUCAACGACACCACAACUCCAGAGAGCACCGUGACCAGUGGGCAGGCCAGGUCUUCCACACAGUCCCCACAGACCCUCGAGGACUCUGGUCCCAUCAACAUCUCCGUCACCAUCACGCUGACCCUGGACCCUCUCAGACCUUUUGGGGGAUACUCUCGCAAUGUCACGCACCUCAGCUCCACAAUUUUUGGGCACCAGAUUGGACUUUCAGGCAGAGAAUCCCACGAGGAAAUAAACAUCACCUUCACGCUGCCAGCUGCCUGGAACUCCGAUGACUGCGUCCUGCACGGCCACUGCGAGCAGGUUGUGUUCACCACCUGCAUGACUGUGACAGCAGCCAGCAACGUGUUCCCAGUCACAGUUCAGCCACCACAUUGUGUUCCUGAAACCUACAGCAAUGCCACUCUGUGGUACAAGAUCUUCACCACGGCCAGGGACUCGAACACAAAAUAUGCCCAGGAUUACAACCCCUUCUGGUGUUACAAGGGAGCAAUUGGGAAAGUCUACCACGCUUUAAAUCCCAAACUAACUGUUAUCGUUCCAGAUGAUGAUCGCUCUCUAAUAAACCUGCACCUCAUGCACACCAGUUACUUCCUCUUCGUGAUGGUGAUCACCAUGUUCUGCUAUGCAGUCAUUAAAGGCAGACCAAGCAAACUGAGGCAAAGCAACACAGAAUUCUGCUCUGAAAAGGUUGCUUUGUCAGAAGCAUAAAAACCCCCCUCUCCUCCUCCCGAGAACGACCGAAACCAUUGCCUGCUGAACCCAGCCUGGGUCUUAACACUCUGUGAAUCCAUUACCUUGCAAUGUUGGUUUAUUCCAACCAAAGACAUUUCAAAGUGCCUGUAAUUGAUUUGUACAUAUUUAUAAAAGCAGAAUAUCCAGAGGAAUUCCGAGGAGAUGCGCUUGUCCCGCGGCGUGGCCGGACUCCUCCGGCCCUUCCCUGGGGACAGCCCCGUGUUGGUGUAGAUAACUCCAGUGAAAAGGCUCCACAGAGGCAGAGAUUUUUGUCCAGCUGCACCUGGGCAGGUGAAGAUGCCUUUGCAAGUGUCUCAAACCAACCAAGAGAUGUUUGGUUUUUUGCCCAAUCUGUACAGUGUGUUUGAACCAAGUAUGCACCUUUGAUAUAAUCCUGCAUUUCCAAAGCCACCAAUCUACAACAUUAAUUCAA